Messenger RNA from Sus scrofa (pig), 935 nucleotides. RefSeq names its product protegrin-1. The record is from RefSeq and is a predicted model, not a curated record. NCBI's taxonomy places the organism in Eukaryota, Metazoa, Chordata, Mammalia, Artiodactyla, Suidae. Gene Ontology annotation, molecular function: lipopolysaccharide binding. Gene Ontology annotation, cellular component: extracellular region. Gene Ontology annotation, biological process: defense response to Gram-positive bacterium; innate immune response; defense response to Gram-negative bacterium.
GCCCGUGGGGCCCAGGAGAGGCCAGGACACUGUCAGGGCGAUGGAGAAACCACUUCUUCACCUUGCACAGGCGCCCAUCCUUCCCCACUGCCCAGCAAUCCCCUGAGGCAAGAGCCAGGGCUGAGGCAAGUCCAGCCAGCAUCCUGGGAGGCAGCCAGGGAUGGGGCCGCUCAGGAAGUCCCAGACCCAGGCUGGGCAUAAAGGAGGGUCCCGCAGGCUGGGAGGAGGCUCACCUGGGCACCAUGGAGACCCAGAGGGCCAGCCUGUGCCUGGGGCGCUGGUCACUGUGGCUUCUGCUGCUGGGACUCGUGGUGCCCUCGGCCAGCGCCCAGGCCCUCAGCUACAGGGAGGCCGUGCUUCGUGCUGUGGAUCGCCUCAACGAGCAGUCCUCGGAAGCUAAUCUAUACCGCCUCCUGGAGCUGGACCAGCCGCCCAAGGCCGACGAGGACCCGGGCACCCCAAAACCUGUGAGCUUCACGGUGAAGGAGACUGUGUGUCCCAGGCCGACCCGGCGGCCCCCGGAGCUGUGUGACUUCAAGGAGAACGGGCGGGUGAAACAGUGUGUGGGGACAGUCACCCUGGAUCAGAUCAAGGACCCGCUCGACAUCACCUGCAAUGAGGUUCAAGGUGUCAGGGGAGGUCGCCUGUGCUAUUGUAGGCGUAGGUUCUGCGUCUGUGUCGGACGAGGAUGACGGUUGCGACGGCAGGCUUUCCCUCCCCCAAUUUUCCCGGGGCCAGGUUUCCGUCCCCCAAUUUUUCCGCCUCCACCUUUCCGGCCCGCACCAUUCGGUCCACCAAGGUUCCCUGGUAGACGGUGAAGGAUUUGCAGGCAACUCACCCAGAAGGCCUUUCGGUACAUUAAAAUCCCAGCAAGGAGACCUAAGCAUCUGCUUUGCCCAGGCCCGCAUCUGUCAAAUAAAUUCUUGUGAAACCAA